AUGGCCGCCCUUGCCCUUGGCCACCUCGCCGCCGGCCCCACCUACCGCCACCACGGGCACGGCGUCGCGGCAGCAGCAUCCUCCUCCUCCCUCCGGCUGCGCUCCUUCAUCCGGGUCUACGCGCUCUCCAGCAACGACAUCAGGGUCGGCACCAACGUCAAGGUCGACGGCGCGCCAUGGAAAGUUCUAGAGUUUCUCGACGUCAAGCCUGGAAAAGGCGCUGCUUUCGUCAGGACGAAAUUGCGCAACUAUGUCACCGGCAACACAGUUGAGGAAACCUUUCGGGCUGGAAGUACGACAACAUUUGAAGAAAGUCGGUUAAAUGAAGCAGAUGUCGGUGACAAGCAAAAAUGGCUGAAAGAAGGAAUGGACUGCAAUUUGCUGUCCUGGAAUGGGAAGAUCAUUGAUUUCGAGCUCCCCAUCACUGUGAGGCUGACCGUAACUGAUACUGACCCUGGGGCAAGCGAUAGUGCACAAGGAGGAACAAAGCCUGCAACCCUGGAAACUGGAGCUGUUGUCACCGUGCCUUCUUUUGUGAACGUAGGCGAUGAUAUUCUGGUUGAUUCAAGAACAGGGCAGUACAUGAACCGAGCAUAA
Molecule: messenger RNA, 597 nt
Organism: Miscanthus lutarioriparius
Lineage: Eukaryota; Viridiplantae; Streptophyta; Magnoliopsida; Poales; Poaceae
Source: the annotation of a GenBank genome assembly